GCGCUGCGUGGGCUGCGCUGUGAGCGCCGCUGCCAGGAGCUGUGAGGAGAGGACUAGCGAACUCAGAAGCCGGUCAUGGACUCAGUGACCUUUGAGGAUGUGGCUGUGAACUUCACCCAGGAAGAGUGGAUUCUGCUGGAUCCUUUUCAGAAGAACCUAUAUGUCAAUGUGAUGCUGGAAACCUGUAGUAACCUUGCUUCUGUGGGAAUCAAAUCAGAAUACCAGACCAUUGAAGAGCAUUAUAAACAUCCUGGGAGAAAUCUAAGGAACAUCACAUCCCACCCUGGAUACACACAUGAGCUUGAGGAGUAUGGAAAGAAGCAAUAUACCUCCAGUUCUCUCGCAACUAUUCACAUAUACAUGGGAGCCCACAAUCGGAGAGGAACCUGCGAGUGUGAAGUAUAUUCCGAAUCCUUUGGUUUUCCAAGUUCACAUGGAGUGUAUCAGCAGAUUCACAGUGGAGAACAGCCCCGUGAGCAUCAUCAAUAUGACACAGCCUUUAUUGGUCCCAGCUCAUUUUGCAUUCGUGGAGGGACUCACACCAAAGAAAACCCUUCUGAAUCUAAACCAUGUGCUACCACUCUGAGUCCUUUCAACUACCUGCCGUCUCCCAGCGGCACUCCUAAUGGAGAGAAGCAUUCUGGUUGUGUGCCAUAUGGCAAAGCUUCCAGUUGCCAAAAUUCCCUUCAAAGACAUGAAAUAAUUCACACCGGGGGAAAAACAUAUGAGUGUAGGCAGUGUGGUAAAGUGUUCCAAGGUCAUAGUUCCCUUCAAAGGCGGAAAAUAAUUCACGCUGGAGAAAAACCCUAUGAAUGUACGCAGUGUGGAAAGUCAUUCAUUUAUCCCUAUUUACUUAAAAUGCACGAAAGGUAUCAUACUGGAGAGAGACCUUAUAAAUGUAAGAUCUGCAGGAAAGCGUUUCUUUGUUCCUCUUUCCUGCAAAGACACAAGAGAACUCACACGGGAGAAAAACCGUAUAAAUGUAAGCAAUGUGCUAAGCCCUUUAGAGGGCUCAGUAAUCUUCGAGUACACGAAAGAACUCAUACUGGAGAAAAGCCCUAUGAAUGUAAACAUUGUGGGAAAGCUCUGCGAAGUCACAGUUCCCUUCAAAGACAUAAAAUAGCUCAUGCUGGGAAGAAACCCUAUGAAUGUAAGCAGUGUGGUAAGUCCUUCAUUUAUCCCUAUUUACUUCAAACCCACGAAAGAUCUCAUACUGGAGAGAAACCCUACAAAUGUAGCAUAUGCAGUAAAGCCUUUCGUUGUUCAUCUUUCCUGCAAAGACAUGAAAGAACACAUACAGGGGGAAAACCCUACGAGUGUAAGCAAUGCGGUAAGGCUUUCAGAGGUCAUAGCUCCCUUCGAUUGCAUGCGAGGUCUCACAGUGGGGAGAAACCAUAUAAAUGUAACAUUUGUGGUAAAGCCUUUCUGUGCCCCUCUUUUCUUCGAAGACACGAAAGGACUCACACUGCGGAAAGGCCCUAUCAAUGCAAGCAGUGCAGCAAAACCUUCAGGGGUCAGAGUUCUCUUCAGCUACAUGAGCGAGCUCAUAGUGGAGAGAAACCCUAUAAGUGUAAGGUCUGUAGUAAAGCCUUUCUGUGUUCCUCUUUCCUUCAAAGACACGAAAGGACUCACUGUGAAGAAAAGCCCUACGCGUGUAAACAGUGUGGCAAAGACUUUAAAGAUCAAGGCUCCUUUCAAAGACAUCAAGUUUCUCAUGUUGGAGGAAAACCUUACGAAUGUAAACAGUGUGGUAAGUCCUUCAUUUAUCCAUGUUUGCUUCAAGUCCAUAUAAGGACGCACACUGGGGAGAAACCCUAUGAGUGUAAGCAGUGUGACAAAGCCUUCAGAAGUCUCAGUUACCUUCGUAUCCACGAAGGAAGCCACACGGAGGAAAAGCCCUAUGAAUGUAGACAGUGCGGCAAAACUCUCAGUUGUUCCAGUGCCCUGCAGUUACACAAGAGAACACACACUGGAGAAAAGCCCUACGUGUGUAAGCAGUGUGGGAAGGCCUUCAGGGGCUUCAGUUAUCUUCGCGUCCACGAGAGGACGCACACUGAAGAAAGGCCCUAUGAGUGUAAACGGUGCGGGAAAACUCUGAGUUGCUCCGGUUCUCUUCAGCUGCAUGAACGAACUCACACUGGAGAAAAGCCUUAUGAGUGUAAGCAGUGUGGGAAGGCCUUCAGAGGUCUCAGUCGUCUUCGGGUCCACGAAAUCAUUCACACUGGGGAAAAACCCCAUGAGUGUAAACUGUGUGGCAAGGCCUUCAGAUACCAUAGUUUACUUCGAGUGCAUGAAAGGACCCACACUGGCGAAAAACCUUACGCUUGUCAACAGUGUAGUAAAGCGUUCAAAAGUCUCAGUAAUCUUCGAAUACAUGAAAAAACUCAUAGUGGUUUCUACGGAUGUAAACAGUGUGGCAAAACCCUCAGUUCUUCCAAUUCCCUUCGAGCGCACGAAAGAGCACACAGUGGAGAAAGAUCGUACGGCUGUAAAGAGUGUGGCAAAACCUUUAGACGCUUCAGUAAUCUUCAGGUCCAUGAAAAGGCUCAUGCUGAAGGGAAACCCUACGGGUGUAAACAAUGCGGCAAGUCCUUCAUUUAUCAGUAUUUACUUGAAAAGCACGAGAAGGCUCAUACCGCAGAAAAACCCUAUAAAUGUGUGAUAUGCAGUAAAGCCUUUAUUUGUCCUUCUUUCCUUCAAAGGCAUGAAAGAAUCCAUACUGGGGAAAAACCCUAUGAAUGUGUACAGUGUGGUAAGGCAUUCAAAGGCCUCAGCUCCCUUCAGUUACACGAAAGAGCUCAUGGGAGAGAAAAGCAUUAUGACUGUACACAGUGUGGUAAAGCCUUCAGAUGUCACAGUCUCCUUCAGGCACACGAACGAACCCAUACCGGUGAAAAACCCUAUGAGUGUGAAGAGUGUGGCAAGACCUUCAAAAGUGCUGGGUACCUUCGAAUCCAUGAAAAAACUCAUAGUGGUUUCUAUGAGUGUAAACUGUGUGGGAAAGUUCUCAGCUGUUCAAGUUCUCUUCAGUUACACGAAAGAACACACACUGGAGAAAAACCCUACGAAUGUAAGCAGUGUGGGAAGGCCUUCAGAAGUCAAAGUUCCCUUCGAAGACAUGAAAGAAUUCACGCUGGAGAGAAACCCUAUGAAUGUAAGCAGUGUGGGAAGGCCUUCAGAAGUCAAAGUUCCCUUCGAAGACAUGAAAGAAUUCACGCUGGAGAGAAACCCUAUGAAUGUAAGCAGUGUGGGAAGUCCUUCAUUUAUCCCUGCUACCUUCAAAUGCACGAGAGGUCUCAUACUGGAGAGAAGCUCUAUAAAUGUAAUAUAUGUAGUAAAGCCUUCCUUUACCCCUGUUUCCUUCAAAUGCAUGAAAGAACUCACACUGGUGAAAAGCCUUACACAUGUAAGCAGUGUGAUAAAGCCUUCCGGAGUCACAGCUCUCUUCAAAUGCAUGAAAAAGUUCACACAGGAGAAAAGCCCUAUGAAUGUAAACAGUGUGGUAAAGCUUUGAUAAGUCAGAGUUCUCUUCAGAGGCAUAAAAUGGUUCAUGCUGGAGAAAAACGCUAUGAAUGUAAGUACUGUAGUAAGUCCUUCAUUUAUCCAUAUUUACUGCAAAUUCAUGAAAGAUCUCACACUGGAGAGAGACCCUAUGAAUGCCAAGACUGUGGUAAAGCCUUUACAUGUUACCGUUCCCUUCGAAGACAUGGAAAAACACAUAUCCUAGUGGGGGAAAAACCCUUAUGGCGUUCCCGGGCCGGCGGUGUAGACGCGGACGAGUGGAGGAGCCUGGGCGCAUUCGGUGAGGAGCUGGGAGAGCAGCGAGGGGCUGACCGAGGCGACAAUUUAGUGCCAGGUCCGGGGGCUGAGGGGGUGUCUCGUUUUGCAGCUACGCUUUGCGAUCUUCGGCAGGCGGUGAAGGGCGGGUUCUUUCAGGCUGCAGUGCUGUGGGUUCUCUGUGGCCGAGGGAGGUGCGAGUGUGCUGCGCUGUGUGAGCCGGUACCGGAGCUGUGGGGAGAGCGUGGGCUAGCUCGGAACCGCACCAUGGAUCUUUUGGCCUUCGAGGAUGUGGCAGUGAAGUUCAGCCAGGAUGAAUGGAUAUUGCUGGGUCCUUCUCAGAAGAAGCUGUACAGAGAUGUGAUGCUGGAAACCUGCAGUAACCUUACUUCUCUAGGCAUCAGAUGGGAAGACCGGAAUAUUGAACAGCAGUGCGAACAUUCUUGGAGACAUCUAAGAAGUCACAUGGUAGAUACAAUCUAUGAGCAUAGAGAAGGUGGUUCAUUUGGAAUACAACAGCGACGGCACAGUGGUGAAGAAUCCUAUAAGCCGUCGGGAAUGGCCGUCAUUUGCCCCUGUUCAUUUUCUGUAGAUGGAAGAAUCAACACCGAAGAUAAAUGUUCUGAGUGUUUACAGUGCGGUAAAGCUCUGAGUUCUGGUUCCCGUCAACGUCAUAAAAGAGUUCCUAGUGGCGAAAGCCCCUAUGAAUGUGAACAGUGUGGACAGUCCUUCAGACAGCAAAGUUCAUUUCAUUUACACAAAUUAACUCAUAUUGGAGGGAAACCCUAUAAAUGUAAACAGUGUGGGAAAACCUUCAGAUGUCACAAUUAUCUUCAGUUACAUGAAGUUUUUCAUAUCGAAGAAAACCCCUAUGAAUGUAAACAGUGUGGAAAAACCCUCUGUUCUCCCAGUUCUCUUCGAUUUCAUGAAAGGAUUCAUAAUGGAGAAAAACUUUAUGUAUGUAAACAGUGUGAUAAAGCUUUCAGAUGUCAAAGUUACCUCCGAAUGCACGAAAGAACUCACAGUGGUGAAAAAUGUUAUGACUGUAAACAGUGCGGUAAAGCUUUCAGAAGUCACUGCUCCCUUAAAAGACAUACAGUAGCUCAUCCUGGGAAAAAGCCUUAUGCAUGUAAACAGUGUUCUAAGUCCUUCACUUAUCCAUAUUUACUUCAGACACAUGAAAGAUUUCACACUGGAGCAGAACCAUACAAAUGUAAGCUAUGCAGUAAAGCCUUUCUGUGUUCCCCCUUUCUUCAAAGACACAAAAGGACUCAUAUUUGGGGAGAACCCUAUCAGUGUAAACAGUGUGGUAAGGCCUUCAAAAGUCACAGUUCCCUUCGAUUGCAUGCAAGGGCUCAUACUGUCGAAAAACCUUAUAAAUGUAAGAUAUGUAGUAAAGUGUUUCUAUGUCCUUCUUUCCUUCAAAGACAUGAAAGAGCUCACAUUGAGGAAAAACCCUUUGAAUGUAAGCAAUGUAGUAAAGUCUUCAGAGAUUGGAAUACCUUCCAAACACAUGAAAGAUCUCAUAGUGUAGAAAAGCCCUAUAAAUGUAAGAUAUGUAGUAAAGCUUUUUAUUAUCCCUCCUCCCUGGAAAGACAUAAAAAGAUUCAUACUAGAGGAAAACACUAUGUAUGUAAAUAUGCAUGUGAACAAUGUCACCAGUCCUUCGUUUUUCCUUGUUUACUUGAGAGGCAUUUAAGAACUCACACGGAUGAAAAACCCUAUGAAUGUAAGCAGUGUGGUAAGGCAUUUAGGAGUCUCACUUACGUUCACAUACAUAAAAGAACUCACACUAAAGAAAGACUGUAUCCAUGUAAACAGUGUGAUAAAAGCCUCAGUUGUCCCAGUGCCCUUCAGUUACAUGAACUAACUCAUAUUAGAGAAAAAUCCUAUGCAUGUCUGCAAGUUGAUAAAACGGCCAGGAAAUUCAGUUAUUUUCAAGUACAUGAAAAAUCUCGUACUGAAGAAAAAGCUUAUGAAUGUAAGCAGCAAUGUACAAUUCUCAGUUGUCCAAGUUCCCUUCAGCUACACGAAAGGAUCCAUACUGGAGAGAAACCACAUGAAUGUAAACAAUAUGGCAAAACCUUCACAGCUCUCAGUAGUUUUCGAGUGCAUGAAAUACCUCACAAUCUUGAGAAACCCUCUGAAUGCAAGCAGCAUGAUAAAGUGUUCAGUCUUAGUAAUAUAUAUGAAAGGAAGAUAGCUGAAGGAAAUCCCUGCGAAUGUAAGCAGUGUGGCAAGUCCUUUGUUUCUCGGUAUUUACUCCAAAUGCAUGAAAGGGCUCAUUCUGCAGAGAAGCGCUAUGAAUGUAAAGUAUGUGGCAAAUCCUUCAUUUAUCCCUCUUUUCUUCAAAGACAUGAAAGAACGCAUACUGGAGAAAAACCUUAUGAAUGCAAACAAUGUGGUAAGGCCUUCAGAGUUCAGAGCUCCCUUCGAUUACAUGAAAGAACUCAUUCUGAGGAAAAACCUUUUGAAUGUCAACACUGUGGUAAAGCCUUCUGGCGCCUCCCUUCUCUUCAAGUACAUGAAAGAAUCCAUACUGGAGAAAAACCCUUUGAGUGUCAACAGUGUGGCAAAACAUUUAGAUGCCACAGUUCCCUUCAAAGACAUGAAAGAACUCAUAGUCAUGAAAAACCAUAUGACUGUCAUCAGUGUGGUAAGACCUUUAGAUGUCACCGGUCACUUCAGAGACAUGGAAAGACUCAUGCUGGGGAAAAAGCUCCAUGAGUCUGAACAGUGCAAAAACUUGUGGACUGUCUAAUUUCCUUCUGAUGUUUGAAAGUACUCCUGGGAAGAAAAUCUGCUAGUGUAAGACUAGUGAAAGCUUCAGGGUUUUUGUUGUUGUUGUUUGUUUGUUUUGUUAAUCAUAGACUUCCUGGAGAAAAACCUAUCAGGAAUAUGUGUUAACAUAUUCAGUUCUAAGCUGAACAUGGCAAUGCAUGCUUUUAAUCCCAGUACCGGGGUGUCAGAGGCAGGCAGAUAUGAGUUCCAGGCUGGCCAGGGCUACAAAUGAACAAAAAGAUGUUGGUUUCCAUUUGAAAACUUGAACAUCUCUGGUGGAACACCUUAGGAAUAAAUGUAAUGUUAGGAUACUUCAUUUUUCAUAUGUCCUCUUGAAUACAUAAUGAAAAUGGGGUAGCUCUUAUAGGAUUGAAACUAGUUUGGAAAGUAAAGUUUGCAACAUUUUAACAGUCAAGAGGACUAUUGGAAGUAAAUUUUAAAUAUAUUGAAAUCCUGAUGCAAGUUAACCUAUAAUGUCCAGAUUUUUAUAACAUGAAUUUAAUGUUAUAUAGGUUAUGAAUAUAUUGUAUUUACCAGGGAUUUGUAUUUAUUGGUGUUCCUAAAAGGGCUUGAUGGUGCAAGCCUGUAGUACUAGUUACUUAGGUCACUGACGGAGAAUUCCAAGUUCAGGACUUGGCCAAGCAAUUGAUGUACUGUUUUGUCAUCAAAAACUGAAGAGUACUACAUAUGUUGUUCAUUGGGUAGAAUACCUGAUGGACAUACCUGAAACUGUGAGUUCAGUCUCCAGUAUUCUUAUCAGAAGAAUGAGUUGCCAUUUCUUUUAGGCAUACAUUGAGGUAAAAAUGAAGUAUAGUCUUCCAGCAAUAGAGGUAGUUUAUUAUAAUAUAUACAUUAUUAGACAAUUCCAUAACUGAAGGUCAUUGUGUGUUCUACUGAUGUCGUGAUAAAGUAUUCCAUCAAAAGAAGCUAGGAAGGGUUUCUUUUGGUUUAGAGGUUGAGCUGUGUCACAGUUUGACAUGGCACAGAAGUCACGGCAGGAAGAGCUUGUUGGAGCUUGUCACGCUGUGUCUACAGUCAAGCAAGGAGUGAUGAAUACCCACGACUUUCUAGUUUUCUCUCUUUUAUGCAAGUCUAGAACCCAAACCCAGGGAAUAGUGUCACCUUGAGGGUGGGUCUUCCUGUCGCAAGUUAAAUCCCUUACAGACAAGCCCAGAAGCUCAUCUCCCAGGUGAUUUUAGAUUUUCUCAAGAUGAUAAUAUCAAUUAUCACAAAUAUAGUAUAGUUUACCGCAAUCUAUUUCAAACGUGCAGUAUAAUGUUUUACUGAUUUAGGAAACUGAAAAUAUUUGGUAUAAAUAUAUAAAAGGAUAAUAGUAUAAGGAUAAUAGAGUCUUCAGGACAGGAUACUGCUCUGCGUGUCUGUGGGCUCUAGUUUAGUGAACGUGAAUGUUAAGGACCUUACUAUACAUUAAUAUUACUGCAAUUAACUUUAUAGACACUGUAGACUUAGAUUUUAUUAUGUAUAAAAGAUCAUUUUAUAGUGAAUUAGGUAAUAACUUUUUAACUUUGCAAAGUUGCAAUUUUUUGAUGCAUUUUUACUUUCUUAGUCACCAAUUUGCAAAUAAGAAAUUUGUAUACCUUUGGAUUACAUUGGGUUGAGAAGCUUGAUUUUUUUUUUUUUAAAAAAAAUGCUUUCUAAUUUACUGAAAUGUAUUUUAUAAAGAUUGUUUAGUGAAUUUUGGUUUGGGAUUAGCCAAUAGUUUCUGAAAUGGUCGUAAGUGUACCUUUGUCAUUUUGUACUAAUUUACGUGAAGGGCACUCAACAUUGAUGAUUCAACUCGGGGAAACAUCGAGUCUCUAAAUUUUGCGUUCUCAGAUAUUCAGUUUUUUUUUUGUUGUUGUUGUUGUUGUUUUCUUUUUUUCGACAGGGUCUCACUGUGUAGCCCUGACUGGCUGGAACUCAGUAUUGUAUACCAGGCUGACCUUUAAUUCAGUGAUUCACCUGUUUCUGCCUCUUGAGUUUUGAUAUGAAAGGUGAGUGCCACAUUCAAGUAAGAUUUAAUACCUAAUUAAAAAUAAGCAUCUCGGGGGCUGGAGAGAUGGCUCAGUGGUUAAGAGCAUU
Molecule: messenger RNA, 8640 nt
Organism: Microtus ochrogaster (prairie vole)
Lineage: Eukaryota; Metazoa; Chordata; Mammalia; Rodentia; Cricetidae
Product: zinc finger protein 208-like
Exons: 10
Coding region: 76-6504 (2142 amino acids)
Biological process (GO): regulation of DNA-templated transcription
Molecular function (GO): RNA polymerase II cis-regulatory region sequence-specific DNA binding; DNA-binding transcription factor activity, RNA polymerase II-specific
Source: RefSeq, a predicted model, not a curated record